Medicago truncatula (barrel medic) is the source of this 1137-nucleotide messenger RNA. RefSeq lists its product as uncharacterized. The record is from RefSeq and is a predicted model, not a curated record. Gene Ontology annotation, molecular function: nucleic acid binding; RNA-DNA hybrid ribonuclease activity. Bases 1 to 1137 code for a protein of 378 amino acids. NCBI's taxonomy places the organism in Eukaryota, Viridiplantae, Streptophyta, Magnoliopsida, Fabales, Fabaceae. The transcript is spliced from 2 exons.
AUGUAUGAUAAAAGCUGGAAUGAACAUUUGAUUAAACAGGUUUUUAGCAUGGAUAUCGCAGACAAAAUUUUGCAUACCCCGCUCAUAUCACAGGUGGAGGAUGAUAGACUCAUAUGGAAAGCGGAACGAAGUGAUAAGUAUUAUGUGUGUAGUGCGUAUCGUCUUUGUGUUACUGACUUAAAAGACUCCUCCUAUAAUUGGCGCCCGGGAUACUGGUCGGGGAUUUGGAAACUUAAAGUCCCACCAAAAGUCAAAAACUUGGUAUGGCGAAUUUGUCGUGGGUGUCUCCCAACACGCAUUCGACUUUUGGAUAAAGGCGUUGUGUGCCCCCCUAAUUGCGCCAGUUGUGAUUCCAACAAUGAGGAUCUUCUGCAUGUAUUUUUUACUUGUCCGUUCGCUGUUCAGGAACUGUCCGCUGAGCUAGCGCAACGGCUAACGUCGGUUUUGUGGAGCAUCUGGAAACAUCACAACAUCAGAGUGUGGGAUGAUGGUACAGAAACUAGUGCAGCGGCCGUGGAGCGUGCGCGAAAUCUGGUUGGUGAUUGGCAACUAGCAAACAUGCCUGAUACUCUAGCAUCUGCUGCGCAACAACAACAACACAUGCCAUUGCAGACCAUAAGGUCGCUUGCUAGACUUCGACUUGGUGGGCAUUCACGGCAGCACCGUUCACCAGGAAGGUACAAAUGCAAUAUUGACGCGGCGUUUUGUAAUCAAUCUAACCGUACAGGCAUAGGCAUUUGUGUGCGGGACUCCGACGGCACUUUUGUGCUAGCAAAGGCGGUUACAAUUACUUGUGUGAUGCAGGUGGAUGUUGGUGAAGCUCUAGGCCUCCAUGCGGCAGUGGAGAGGUUAAGUGACACGCAUCUUGAUAAUGUGGAUUUUGAAACGGACUCCAAGCUUACGGUUGAUGCCUUUCGGUCUACUCGGAACGACGACUAUGAAUUUGGUUCUAUUAUUUCAUCUUGUCGUUCGCUAUUUAAUUCUGUUUUUUCUAACUCUAGGGUGGAGUUUAUUAGGAGACAAGCCAACGAGGUUGCUAACGCUCUUGCUAGAGAUGCCACGUCCUUAGCUAGCUCCGUAGUUUAUUAUGACAUACCCAAUUGUAUUGAAUCCAUUAUUAUUAAUGAAUUGCUUUAA